GUUUUACUGUCAGGUCAUGGAGUUCUGUUUUCACGUUGUUCCUCGGCAUGGUCCAUUUUCUUUUCAUAAACAGGCAGUCUAUUCGUGUUUGUUCAUGUACUCUACAACUUUUCAUCUUAUCGCAAAACCACAAGUGUUGUAGUUGCUUGUAGCGCCAUAAUUUUUGUCUUCAGUAUAAAGUACUUCUUCCCACGGUAUUAGAUAUCCACUACAGCAAUGGCCUCCUCCUCCAUUUAUAAAAAGGCCCGGUCCGCGGUGGACGCAUGGCAGCAGCGAGACCUGACGCUCCAAGCAAUAGAGGAGCAGAAGCAGCAACUGCGGUUGCUUUUAUGAAUUGCAAAAAUGUCUGGGUCUGGAAGAUUGCGAAACUUGUCAUGCUGAUCUGGCAUGGCCCUUAAAUCUGUAUUGCGUGGCCACAAACAGCCUCUCUCGCCUGUCAUGCAAAAACACAGUUUCUCAUCCGGAAGACGCAGCACAGAAGCACGAAAAAACUGUCAUGCUUGGCGGCGCAUUACAGUGCAUUUGUUAUUGACUGUCUUGCAUCACAAGUUUCCAGACCCAGACAUCUUUGCAUUUGAUAGCUUUUUCACGAAACGGACUUCCGCGCAAUGCGGGAAAAGGCCCACGCACGGCAGGACGUAGUAUCCCGUGCAAAAAUAUCCCCACCCCAUAGUCAAGUUAGUAAAUCUGCAACACACAUCUCAAAGUUAAGGGAGUUGUGCAUGACACGUUUCCAUCUGCAGUGUAGUUCUGGUUAGCAAGCGCAGCCGCAUGAGACAGCCACUUUCUCAUCCUAUUUACAGCAUUACAAAUGCCAAAACACGAUUGGAAAUGCCUGUCAUGCAGAGGCGCAUUACAUAUGUUCCUGUCAUUCGGCAUUUGCAUGACAACUCGGGGGUGGUAACGUUUUUGCUGGGGAUACGUAGAUAGACUGCUGUCGAAGUACGGUUUCGAGAAGGAAAGCAAGUUUGAAGAGGCCUUCGAGAAGCAGCAACAGGACAAAGAAGAACAGCAGAGGGCGAAAAACCAUCCUGCGCCCACUGAUCAACAUGAGCCGGAGGAGGUGCGGGAAGCUACAAGAAGCGAGUCGCAGCAGAACAACACAACGGGUACUAAAAAGGCGACAAGUUCUAAUAUCACCGAUGCAGACUACCAGACGUACGAGCGGCUCCUUUCCCACGCCACCUACGGCACCGCGAUGAGCGAGAAGGUGCUCGCACUGUGCGCGGAUUGGGAAAUAUUAAAAGGGAAAAUCGAGACGCUGCUGUGCGUGGAGGAGAUCAGAGACGGUGGAGAUAUAAUGCCUAUGGAGGUCGGGCGGGACCACAGUACUUCUAGCGAGGGCAACAUCAAAAUCGCCGGCGCCGGGGCGAGCAGUACACGAAUAGUAAAUGGGGAUGAAGAACAAGCAGAAAAAGCUCUGCACCUGUUGCGGCAAGAGCUGCGGACGUACAUCCUCGAGUCCGAACAAGAUCCGGAAGUCGCCAAGCAGAGGGAGCGGGAGCAGCAGAGGCAGAAACGGCAAAAAUUGGCCGAGGAGGAGGAAAACAAACGGGCGCGCGCGGAAAUCCAGACGGCCACGGAACGGCAGCAGGCGUUGGAACUGCAGAGACGAUAUUCCACAGAAAAAAGCAGGCAGGACAUAUUUGCAAUGCAAAAAUAAAUACGCAGUAAGCACUGUCAUGGGCGGCGCCAUAGCAUGCUGUUUAGGCUUCGCAAUACAGAUUUUUCGUGUAUUCAUUUUCGCAUUACAAAGAUGACCUGCCUGCUUUUUUCUGUGGGAUAAACGAGAGAAGGAACUGGCGGAGGAGAAGGAAAAGCGGGACAAGGCGAACGAACUCCUCCGGCUCGCCGAAGAAGCCGCGCUGUACGACAAAGCGCAGAUGAUGGAGCGAGAGCAAAAUUGGGUUUUGCUCGCGGAUGCGGACAAGCAGCGGUCCAAGGGGACCAGCAGCCGCCAGCUGCUGAACGAGAGUUUUUCGGAACUGUUGCGGUCCAACAGUCUGCAGAGCUUCAAGCAAGACCGCCUACCGGCGCUGCGGAAGUUGACGGAAGCACUGGCGAAGAGGCCCGAGGAGCACCCGAACGUGCUACGCUUGGACAACAAAGACUUCCAGAACGACUUUGGCAACUGUCUGCCGGCGAGAAAAGUUUUGUUCGGCUUAGGAUAUCGGCGGGUGGAGGAGGAGAGCAUCCACUCAAAUGGUAUCAGAAGAAAAAAUCAAAUCCCCCUUCCUCAUAUCGAAACGAAGUUUCUGGUGCUGGAUUUGCGUACACAAAUCAGCUGUGUCUUGCAGUGAAGGACUGCGAGCCCAUGUCGCGCCUGAGUAGAAGGGUUGGCGUAGGCGUUUAGCAUGAGAAACGUCUAUGCUCUAGGCUCACCAGCAUCACAGACCGCCGGCAUAAUGCGGUGGAACCUGUGGAGUUGCCUUCUUGCAAGACAGACGCGAUUUGUAGUCACAAAUCCGCAUUACAAAUUUUCCGAGGCGUGCCGUUUCGAUAGGGGGAGGGGGGAUUUUUCCUUAUGAUAAACGGGGUAGAUUUCCCGAAAUCUAAAGGGCCCUACUACUUCGUCGCAGAGCCCGAUCCGUUGGAAGACUUUGACAAAUAUCAAAAGGAAAAAUCCCCCCUCCCCAUAUCGAAAGGGAAGUCUGUGAUGCUGUAUUUGCGUACACAAAUCAGAUUUGUCUUGCAGUACAGCACUGCAGGCAGAUACAAAGCCCGGAAAGGGGUGGCUUAGGUAGUUACUUAGCAUGGCAGAUGUCUGCCCCAUUAGCGCAGCAGCAUUACAAAUCGCCUGCGAAAUGCGACGGAAGCUCUGGCUUUGCUCGGUUGCAAGACCGACUCGAUCUGUGGCCACAAAUCAGCAUCGCAAAUUUUGAAAAGCGCGCCUUUUCGAUAUGAGGAGGAGGGAUUUUUCCUUACGAUAGCAAAUACGCGGAGUUCACGGAAUUCUUCGAGUCAUUGCUAAACAGGCUGAACGAGGUCGCGAACAUGGUUCACGGGUUUUCCUCCCAAGCCAAUAACGACCGCUGCGCCGCGGAUAUGCAAGAAAAAAACUGUGUAAGUGUAACUCUGCAAAAAUGCGGAACAUGCAGCACGAGUUACACCUGUCAUGCGAAACAACCAUGGAGUCCUCUUUUCAUGUGUGUUUUCCCUUGCAAGCCACGCAUGACAGAUUUUCUCUGUCAUGUAGAGGAAAUUUGUGAUGCUGUCAGCCAACGAAAGUUACACUAACACAGUUCUUCUCUUGCAUAGCGAAGCUCUUCGGCGCAGAUUUUCUGCUCGUGCCGUGACCGCAAGUACAGGUCUGGUGCUUGUGGUGUAUAGAUCGUUAUUGUUCAUGGGAUAUGUCGUCGCUCACACAUGUAGUUCUUCCGGCAGCGCACUUCUCAUAAUCUUCCGAUAGACAUCAAGUAGACGCAAGAAGUUUGAAUAUUGCAUCUGCCUAGCGACACAUCGCAAGUGAAU
Messenger RNA from Amoebophrya sp. A120, 3471 nucleotides. The record is from the annotation of a GenBank genome assembly. NCBI's taxonomy places the organism in Eukaryota, Dinophyceae, Syndiniales, Amoebophryaceae.